AUGAUUGGUGUAUUUAUUUAUGAUCCACUAGCAGCCAGCUCCACCAACACAACAAAUUUAUUUUUGCUUCUAGUAUUUAGUAUGAUAAUUGUGAAUAUUGGUGGUGCAACUAAUGCCCUUAUUCUAUUCUUAAAUAGUUGUGACUACCAAAAGGCAUAUAAGAAGGAAUUCAGUAAAAUUAAACAUCAUCUGUUCAAGUGCUUAAAUAUAAAGCAACAGACAAGUACAAUCCUAAUCCAACCGCGAAUUCAAAAUCAAAUCACAAAAGUUGUUAAUCCAGCAUAA
Messenger RNA from Meloidogyne enterolobii, 285 nucleotides. The record is from the annotation of a GenBank genome assembly. Lineage: Eukaryota; Metazoa; Nematoda; Chromadorea; Rhabditida; Meloidogynidae.